Molecule: messenger RNA, 1656 nt
Organism: Fonsecaea multimorphosa CBS 102226
Lineage: Eukaryota; Fungi; Ascomycota; Eurotiomycetes; Chaetothyriales; Herpotrichiellaceae
Exons: 2
Coding region: 1-1656 (551 amino acids)
Biological process (GO): xenobiotic detoxification by transmembrane export across the plasma membrane
Molecular function (GO): fluconazole transmembrane transporter activity
Source: RefSeq, a predicted model, not a curated record
AUGUCGUCCAUCAGAGACACACCAGCGGGCCAGUUCCUGCGUUCGAUCGGUUUCAAGUCAUGGCUGUACUAUCCGGAGGAAGUCACCGGCUUCGAACUGCCCAACUUGCCAUUCGUCUCGGAAGAAAUCCUGCCUCCCUCAGACGACAAUGCCAGCGAAAAAGACAUCGAAAAGAGUCUUCCCAGUGUCUCAAUCAGACUGGCCACGCCCCCGGAUGAAGUCUCCAGUGCCAUGUCCCAGAAGGCUCUGAAAGAGCCCAUUGUGGUCUCCUUCACCGACGAUGACAGUGGAAACCCACGAAACUGGUCUACAGCAAAGAAGACGUGGACUGUUACCCUCAUCAAUGUCUAUACAUUUGUUGUCUACUGCACAGCGUCGAUUAUCACUCCCACUGCUGGUGUCAUUGUCGAGAAAUUCAAUGUCUCGGUUGUUGUUGCCAGUCUUGGUCUAUCGAUGUACGUUGUCGGAUACGGGACUGGCCCGAUGUUCUUCUCCCCACUCAGUGAAGUCCCGAGCAUCGGGCGAAACCCUCCGUACCUGUACUCCUUCAUGGCAUUCUUCCUUGUCUCCAUCGGCCUAGCAUUCGUCAACAACUUCCCGGGGUUGAUCAUUCUCCGCUUCCUUCAGGGCUGGUUUGGCAGUCCUUGCCUGGCCAGCGGCGCCGCGUCCAUCGAAGACGUCUACGACAUGUACAGUGCCCCAUAUGGCUAUAUCUGGUGGGUGGCCAGCAUGUACUGCGGUCCAGCAUUUGGGCCCCUGUUGGCGGGCUACGCCGUCUCGGACAACUGGCGAUGGCCCCUCUAUGAAGUGGUGAUCAUGGGUGCUGUGGUCCUCGUCUUCCUCCCUUUCCUUCCCGAGACAUCACCCCAAACCAUCCUUCUCAACCGGGCCAAGCGCCUCCGCAAGGCCACUGGCAAUAACGCCUACAAAGCGCCCUGCGAAGUGAAACCUCUGGCCUUUGGCAAGAUGCUUCAUGAAGCACUCAACAAGCCUCUGGAGAUUACCGUCAAAGACCCGGCCAUCCUGUAUGCCUGUGUGUACGGCUCGAUCGUCUACGCCACCUACUAUUCAUUCUUUGAGGCAUUCCCACUCGUCUAUCUCGGCACAUACCGCAUGUCCUUGGGCGGUAUGGGACUUAUCUUCACUUCCCUGACCGUCGGGUGUAUAUGCGGUCUGAUAAUCUAUUUCCUCUAUAUCACAUACUACUUUAUCCCACGCGCCCGAGCACACCACAAGGAGAAAGGGGAACCCGUGGCGCAAGAGCAGUGGCUCCUUCCAGGUCUCUUCGGCGUCUGGGGCCCGCCAAUCGGCCUACUGCUGUUCGCGUGGACAGCCCGCACGAGCAUCCACUGGAUUGUGCCCACGCUGGGCAUCGGUAUCUUCGCAUUCUCGACCUUCUUCAUCUUCCAGGCCCUCAUAUGCUACGUGCCACUAUCCUACCCGCGGUACGUGGCCAGUCUAUUCGCGGCCAACGACUGCGCUCGCUCUCUGCUGGCUGCCUCCUUUGUGCAGUUCUCGCGCCAGAUGUACACCAACCUGGGCAUCGACAAGGGCGUCACCCUCGUGGCGGGCCUGUCCGUCGUCGGCAUUUUCGGCAUGUACGGCCUGUACUUUUACGGCGCUAAUCUCAGAGCGCGAAGCAAGUUCACUGGGUGA